Mycosarcoma maydis (corn smut) is the source of this 1344-nucleotide messenger RNA. RefSeq lists its product as uncharacterized. The record is from RefSeq and is a predicted model, not a curated record. Bases 1 to 1344 code for a protein of 447 amino acids. The transcript has a single exon. NCBI's taxonomy places the organism in Eukaryota, Fungi, Basidiomycota, Ustilaginomycetes, Ustilaginales.
AUGACGGAUGACAAAGUCAACACAAGACCUCAAGUACUCGCGUGGGGUAGCAAUCUGUUUGCUCAGCUUCCUACUUGUCCACACGAUUAUGAUGGCGACACCCGGCCACGUCGGACGCUUGACGCCGCAGCAUGCAUUAUAGCGACGUGCUCGUAUCAAACCGUCUUUCGCAGUCCAAGUGGCGAACUCAGGGCUCAUGGUGAAUCACCGCAUCUCAUCGAACACGUCUGUCAAUGCUUGCUCCAAGACCGUCCGAAAACCGACACGCUUGUCUUUGUGGGCAAGGAUAUCUUCGAAGCGGUACUGGAUGUGGAAGGCGGAAAAGCGUGUUUUCUAGACUACGCUGAGGAAAGUGAGCGAGAACAAGCUUUUUGCACGAUAGAGGGGAGCAGGUGGAAAACCGCAGCUGUUGAUGGGAGGGGUCGAUGCAUGGCAGUGGACCUAGAAGCACACGUAUAUCUGUUUGGCUCGGUUGCCGACUUGAAAGCUGCAACUCAAACAGACGAGGCUGCGGUCAAGCUCAGACAAGAGGCGAGAUUCCAAGCUCACGUGUACUCGAAUGACGGCCUAGUAAGCCCUGUACAAGCAACUUCGGUUGCAAAGCUACCUCGGUUUGACAAGGUCUCUGCGGGAAAUGCGCACUUUGUGCUGCUCUCUCGCAGCAACAAAGAGGCACAUCUCUCGCCAAUAUGGAUCUUUGGCGACGCUCGAUUUGGUGCUGUUCCGAUCAAGCCGUUUGACCAUACCAUUGUUGUGGGCUUGCUUGUUGCGACCUCUGAAGCAGCAUCGACUUCGCCGACUGACAUAGCGUAUCUUAUGCCAGUGACGCACUUUUCAACCCACGAAGGGUUUCCUAGUGGCAUUGCGGAUGCCUGCGCAGGCUCUCGACACACGUUGGUCCUCACUUGCGACGGCGACCUCUAUGGAUGGGGCUGGAAUGAAGACUCGGCUCUCCUGCCCUUCGGUUCUGACGAGAAUGGGAUAUGGGAAAACAACAUUGUCUACGAGCCAACGCUCGUCCCCCUCCCUCGGUCUGGCAAUGACAGCGACGUCUCUAUCGUGUCCAUCAACGCUUCCAACGGCCGCUCAUUCGGCAUCACCACACAAGGACAGCUGCUUGUAGCAGGCUCAAACGAAUUUGGAUGCCUAGGUCUCAAUGAAACCCUUUCCGGCCUCAAGAAAAAGCCAAGAUUCGAACGCGACUUCAGCCAGAUCAAGAAGGAGUACGAUUGUGUCAACGGAUGGCAGAUGCAUCCGGACUGGACGUUCGAAGGCGAUGAGCGGGUGGUGGAUGUACAUGCUACGAUGCUAGCAACUCUCAUCACAGUUGAGACUACUUGCUAG